This is a messenger RNA of Phalacrocorax carbo (great cormorant), 6456 nucleotides long. Lineage: Eukaryota; Metazoa; Chordata; Aves; Suliformes; Phalacrocoracidae. The record is from RefSeq and is a predicted model, not a curated record.
UGGGAGUGGCGGUAAGAUGGCGGCGGCCGCCGCUGGACUGAGCUGGAGACGGGUGUCUUCCUUUACGGGGCCGGUGCCGCGCUCCCGCCACGGGCAUCGUGCUGUCGCCAUCCGCGAGCUGGUCAUUAUCUUCGGGGGUGGCAACGAGGGCAUCGCCGAUGAGCUGCACGUCUACAACACGGCUACAAAUCAGUGGUUUCUUCCUGCUGUAAGGGGAGAUAUUCCUCCAGGCUGCGCAGCACAUGGAUUUGUUUGUGACGGUACCAGAAUACUAGUCUUUGGAGGAAUGGUUGAAUAUGGAAGAUACAGUAAUGAUUUAUAUGAGUUACAGGCAAGUCGAUGGCUCUGGAAAAAAGUAAAAGCUCAAGCUCCCUCUACUGGAUCACCACCUUGCCCUCGACUUGGCCACAGCUUUUCUUUAUAUGGUAACAAGUGCUAUUUGUUUGGUGGCCUGGCAAAUGAAAGUGAGGAUUCAAAUAAUAAUGUUCCCAGAUAUUUAAAUGAUUUCUACGAACUGGAGCUGCAGCAUGGUUCUGGAGUUGUCGGCUGGAGUAUUCCUGUGACCAAAGGGAUCUUGCCAUCUCCUCGAGAAUCUCACACAGCCAUCGUAUACUGCAGAAAAGAUUUGGGAAGUCCAAAGAUGUAUAUUUUUGGAGGGAUGUGUGGCUGUCGGCUUAAUGAUCUCUGGGAACUUGACAUAGAAACCAUGACCUGGUCAAGACCAGAAACUAAAGGGACAGUACCACUUCCUCGCAGUCUCCAUACGGCCAAUGUAAUAGGAAACAAAAUGUAUGUUUUUGGUGGAUGGGUUCCACAGUCAGCAGGAGGUGAAAUUUCUGCUCAUGAUGGUGAAUGGAAAUGUACCGGUUCAUUUUCUUAUCUUAAUUUGGAUACCACAGAAUGGAUAGGUCUGAUCUCAGAUUGCCAGGAGGACAAAAGUAACUUGUUACCAGGGCCAAGAGCAGGACACUGUGCUGUAGCCGUUGGCACUCGUCUGUAUAUCUGGAGUGGUAGAGAUGGUUACAGAAAAGCUUGGAACAAUCAAGUUUGCUGCAAAGAUCUUUGGUACCUUGAUACUGAGAAACCUCCAGCACCGUCACAGGUACAGCUGAUUAGAGCUACAACCAACUCUUUUCAAGUGAAAUGGGAUGAAGUACCUACAGUUGAAGGAUAUCUUCUUCAAUUACAUGCUGACUCACCAGUGCCAUCAGUGGCUGGAAUACCUGGUACUGGGGUCCCUGAGACAUCAGUGCUGAGUUCACAAGGUGGCUCUUCUCUACAUCACAGUCCACAAUCAUUGCCUAGUGUCCCUUAUCCAGAAGUGAAGGUGGAUCAUCCCAGCCAAACAAAUAAUGUCAUUCCUAAUAACGUCCAAGUUUCCCUUUCAUCCAACUCAUUAAAAGUAGAGGGAAAGGAAAAGGUUGCCGCACCUGAAAACAAGAUUACACAGGAGGCUAUGAAAAACCAUGCAGAUGCUACAGGAUUCAAAGAAUCAAAUGCCCCUUCUCUUUUGCCUGUUUGUACUUCAAGUUCUCAGACUUCAGCAAAUGUAGGUGAAUUACAUGACUUGGACAAACGAACUGUAAAUCCUGAUGCUUCUGUAUCCAGUACUGUCUCCAGCACACAAACUAUGGUAACCCAGCAGGCUGUUAAAACUGAAUCAUCAAGUACAAAUGGGGCAGUUGUUAAAGAUGAAACUUCACUAACAACAUUCAAUUCAAAAGCUGAAGCUGCUGAAACUGCUUAUAUCAUGCCUUCGACAAGGGUCAAUACCGGACAGACAAAUGAUUCACACUCCUCUAAAACUCCACAAAGACAAACGGCACCAGUGAAAACACGAGACCGGCAGUGGUAUGAUGUUGGAAUUUUUAAGAACAACAGCGCUGUGGUGAGCCAGUUUUACUUGCUGCCAGAGGAAACGCUGAGCGUCUCUAAUAAGAUGGAAAGUGCGGAUGUACCAGACUACAGAUUACUUAAGAAACAGGAUCUUUUUCCAGGCACAGUGUACAGGUUCAGAGUUGCUGCAAUUAAUGGCUGUGGUGUUGGGCCUUUCAGUAAAGUCAGUGAAUUCAAGACUUGCAUUCCGGGUUUUCCUGGAGCUCCUUCAACAGUCAAAAUUACCAAGAGUGUAGACUGUAUUCAUCUUUCUUGGGAGCCUCCUGCUUCACCCUCUGGAAAUAUUUUAGAAUAUUCUGCCUACUUAGCAAUCCGUUCCACACAGUUACAGGAAAAUCCAAGUCAGCUUGUAUUUAUGAGAAUAUACUGUGGUCUGAAAACAUCGUGUAUAGUGACUGCUGCCCAGCUUUCAAAUGCUCAUGUUGAUUACACUUCCCGACCUGCAAUAGUGUUCAGAAUUUCUGCAAAGAAUGAGAGAGGAUAUGGACCAGCCACGCAAGUUCGAUGGCUUCAAGGUAAAGUCAGUGUCAGUUGCAGCAUUUCAAGGGGCUGUAGCUGUGGAGGAGGAAACGGUGUGUUGAGUCUCUAGAACCAACACUUCUCUCAGCAGUGCAUGGCAUGUGAAGUUCUUGAAAUGUCAUUUUGUUCCUUACAGAAGUUUUAAGAAAAUUUAGUGCUGAAUUUGGCAUAACAUUUUAAAAAAUGUUUUAUAUUUGCUCCCAAGCAAAGACAAGGAAGUACUGAAAUGUUGCUUAUUGAGUCUUAUGCAGUCCCUCAAAUAAUAAAAGCUUAGUAAGCUUCUGAAUUACCUGGGCUUAACUUCAGCUCAAAAGUUUUUCAUUGUAGUAAGUAACCCAGUUACAUGCAUGGGUGUAAUCAGGUUUUUUUCAAUCUUUUCCCCCUCCUUAUCAGAAAAAUUUCUCAUAAGGUGAUGUAAGGUGCAUUUUUGUGAUGUAUACACUUUAAAGUCUGUGUUACAGCCAGAAGAGGUUUUGUCAUCUUAUCCCUGCACUUGAAUUUGUACAGGUUCAUGAUGAGUUGGGGAUGGGAAUGGAUCCUCUGAAAAUAAAGAUAAGUUUUCAGCCUGAUCAGUUCAGCCAGCCCAGGGGCUCAGAAGAAGAAGUUUUGCUGGCUUCUCCUCUCAUCCCACUCCUCCUCCUUUCCGGCUUAGCUUUCUGCUAGCUGGGAGCUGGCCUUACUCAGCAAGAGGUCCUGUGAGCUCAGGGGAAGGUCAGGAACAGCAGAGUGAGGGGAGCGUCCCCACUGCCUCGGGGAGCAACGAGCUGUUGUAUGGGUUUAGCUGACCUCAGUUUGUGGGCUGUGAUCCACAGGGUGUGACUGAAAAGCAAGCUGUUGAAUAGACCCACUGCUUGAUUUUUAACAUGUGCCCUCCUAAGAUGGAGAGCGACAGUGAAGAAGUUGUCUUCCAUCCUGUUUAGCAUUCCGAUGCUGUUUUAACCCUUUAAUUAGCAACGGUUUUGACCAUGGUCUGUGUCCCAGAGCUCUGAAAUGGUAGUUGUUUGAAAGUGUUUGACCACGUACGCGAUGUGAAAUUAUGAAACGUUUAACAAUGUCUCCUUUAUUUUUGCAGAUCUGAAAACAUCAAGCUCAAAGUAGAAGCGACAUAAUAAAUCUCAAGUUUCGAAUGUAGUGUUUAAUGUAACUCUUGUACGAUUUGUAAAUGCUACAAAUAUUUUAUUUUUGCAUUGUUUUUAUCUUAAAAGUAUAUAACCUUUUUUACGUUUGAAACAUCAGCGUUACACAGCCUUGCUCAGGUAUGAGUACCAUAUAGAAACUAUAUCGAAGACGGUGGGGUGGAGGACCAUACUCUAUCCAGUAGCUCUUUUUGGUAGUGAUAGGUAAAAGGUAAAAAAUAUACAAAGUAUCAAACUAAAAAUAAAGAAAGAAUUGGCCCAUGCAGUAGUAUUUGAGGUAGGGUUGCCACGACCGCUACAGAUCUCUCAUAGAUAAUUGGUAAGAUUUGGUAUAUGAGCAAAUUCUGUUUGGUUUCAGUUCCUUAUACCGCAUUCUUCAUUGUAGUGCCUGAGUAUGAGGCAAAAACUUCCAGUUAUUAUAUAGUAACUUAAAAUGUAUAAAUAUUUUAAUAUAUACUUUUUUGUAAAGAAAUGAUUUUUCUACUAUUUGUAAGAAAUAUCUUAAUCUUGAAAGAUAUCCCCUGAAGAUUUAAAAGGAAAAAGAUAAACUUAGUCAUUUCUCUUAUUACAAAAAAAAAAAAAAGUAAAUUCAUUGUAAAUGCACUACUAAUAUUUAGAAUUGUCCUUUUGUAGUUGUACAAAUCUUAAACUUGUAAAUACCAAUGUUUACAGGAGACCUUUUUGGUCUUGUAUGAAAACUUCCAUGAGGUUCAUUCUCUUUUUUUUUUUUUUUUUUAAAAAUCCAUAUGCUUUGCUUUUAGCAUAUGCUUGCUUUUUGCACUAAUAAUAACUUACCUCAUUCCUGUGUUUGUAAUCACUUGUGUUGCUUCCAUAAUGUUUCUGUAAAACUUCAAUCUGAAACUUUUAACCAAAGUUUAGGAUACAUGGUAAGCAAUUUUGCACAUAUUAUAAGGCAACUUUCGACAUAUUUAUUCCAGUUAAUCUUCUUAAGUGCUUGUUUGCUUUACCAGUAUAUUCUACCAAUCAAGUUCAGUAUCUCCCUUUUACUAUGCAUCAUUUUUACAUUAACUAGCUAGCUGAUAAAUUCAACAAGCAUUACUUCUAGGAAUAGGUUGAUCCGUUCCUAUGCUAAAAGAAAAAAUUUGUUCACGGUAGUGAAAGAAAGGUAAACAGUUUAAAUGCUAUUUAUGUAUCUAUAUAUAAACCUAUGUUUACCAAAGUGUAGAGGAAAAUGGCUGAGUUGGACAAGGUCACUAGGUGAAUAGAUUGAGGCACCUAAAUAAGAUUUAUUUUAAAAGGAAAUCUAAAUUAUUUACUGUGCAAUGAAGUUUAUACUUUGCACUUUAAUUUUGCCCCGAAUGCCAAAAGACUGUACAUCAAGGUAGAAUUUCUUGCCUCUGCCAGUUAAAUUUGUCUUAAAAGCAUUUGUAAAUAUAAAAACUAAAAGAAAUGAUGUGCCUGGUUUGGUGGGAAGAAGUAUCACUAAAACAUUAGAGAUCUAACAGCUCAAGUAUUCCGGAGCAGAUUUAAUAGCCAAGUUUUAGGUACCCUGAAAAUCAGGGUUGUAAUGGGAAGUGCUGAUGCAGCCUUAAUUAUCGCAACACAUCACAUGCUAUAAUAGCAUAUAAAAAGUGCUGGGGACCAUAAAUCGCAGCAAUAGUGUUAAUUGCGGCGCAGGAGUGACGCGUGUGGUUUGACUCCAGAGGAAAAUCCUGUGUUUAUGACAAUGACAGAUAUCCCAGAUUCACUUUAAACGGUGUUUAUAGUAUGAAUGUAUAGGACUCUUCCUGAAGUUAACUGGCUUUAAAAUAUUUGUGUUACAACGGUCCAUUUCAUCAGGUAUGAUCUCACUGCCAAUACUGUCUGAUAACUAACGCGCCAUACACGCGAGCGGUUAACUAGAAGAAUAGAACUCGGUUUUUCUUAUUAGUACUGUGAAAGAAGCCUUUAGAGAAAACACUUGUGGCUUUGAUUUUGUUGAUUGAUAGCUGUGAUUGUAGAGUUGUUAUUUAAGAAUAAAGUCUGUUGGGUAUGUCUGGGUAGAGUUUUUUUGCACUUGGUUUCACAUGCUUUGCACAAUUUCUUUUUCAGUGGGUAUGUCACAACUACCAAAGGGUAAAACUGUGGCGUUUUCAAUGAAAGUAUAAUUUCCUUGUAAGUGUGCUUUCUUCAGCUGACUUGACAUAAGAUGUCACUUUCUCUUCCUUGUCCAAGCUGGGUGAUGUUGAAUAGUGAUCAUAUGCAAAUCUUCAGUUCCUCACGGUUUUACUUAAAAUGAAAUUGUGGUACAUGCUGUAAAAUACACUUUGUGGUCUGUUUUUAGAACUGUGUUUAUAACGUCUAAAUCCCACCUCUUUGCCUAUCAACUAGAUACCAGACAACUAUUGAUUGUUUGAUUUUGAACUCGUUUGGAAGACUGUUGACAUUGGCUCUUCGGGAAUCUGUGUUAUCCAUUGAUCUCAUAUAUCGCUGAAGGACAUGUAACAGAAGCUGAAGCCUAUCAGGUGACAGUAUCCAUAUUGUAGAAAUGUCUAGGUUUACUAAACUCCUGAGGGAAGUUGUGACUGCGUAAGUAUAGGCGGGUCGUGCCAGUUACGGCAGGCGCUCCUGCAGCUUCACCUGAAGAAUGUUCUUGUGAAAAUGGAAAUGAAGUGAACAAUAACCUACACUUUGUGUUUUCAAAGUAAUGAUAGCAAUAUCUUUUGAAUGUAGUUUGGAGUAGAGCACACGAUCAUGCCAUAAUCUCUGAAGAUAUAAUAAGUAUUACUGUUGUUAUCUGAUAUUUCAGGAUAGCGAAUUUGACGUGAACUUAGUCUUACAGCCUGUUACUUAAUGACCUCUACAAGGAAACUGACAUUUUGUACAAUUCAAGUUGAUCAGUCUUAUUUUGAAGCAUUGUUUGUUCUUUGUAAUAAAGUGGUUGUCCUAUCAAAUGCAUUGUAAA